AUGUACCGCAACUCCGAUUCAAUAGUCAGGACCGCUGUUGGUGAUACCACCCCCUUCCCCAUAACCCUAGGCGUGAAUCAGGGCUCCGUCUUAAGCCCCUAUCUCUUCAGUGUGAUAUUAGACGAACUGUCAGCCAGCGUACAGAAACUACCGCAGCCUUGGCUGCUUAUAUACGCUGAUGAUAUCGCACUGGUAGAUGGGGACAAAGGACGGCUCACCAGACGCGUGCACGCAUGGAGGGAGGCGCUUGAGAACGGCGGGCUGAAGCUAAAUGUGGCGAAGAUGGAGUAUAUGGCCUGCAACAGCACAGAUCUGACGUCUCUCCGUAUAGGCGACGACACCGAAGAGUGCACGGACAACUUUAGAAUAAAAAUGUGUGACAGAUUUAAGGAUAGCAGGGGCAAAAAGUUACUACAACUUUUAAAUUCUGAAAGUGAUGAAAAUAAAGAAAAUUGUGACCGCAAUCUAAUCAAAGAAGAUUCCGAGGAGAUAGUACACAAUAAUAUUCCUAAGGAUGAUAAUACCAAAGAAUGUUUCAAAAAUUCAGAUAAUGUUACAACUUUUGAAGCUUGGAAAGAAGCUGAGCCUAUUGCCCAUUGCAGUUACAAUCCGCCUGAAAAUAAAUCUUCAUUUACCGAGCCACCACCCGCUGCUUAUGAAUCGUAUUCGGAAGAUGACGAUGAUUCAGUAAAAGAUCCUCACUACAAGUCUAGUUCCUCCAGUAGGUCAUCUAGUUCUUCUAGCAGUUCUUCGAGCACUUCUACGUCAACUGCGAUAACGAACAAUGUACAAGUAUUACCAACUAACGGUCAAGUGGAACCAGUCUCGAUCCAGACUUCUGCUGAAACAAAUAACGAAGAAAUACAAGAAGCAGUACAAAAUGAGAAUGAAUCAAUAAACCAAGAUGAAAUAGUCGAUCAGAAUAUUUCCAUGAACGAAAUAGAAGAAAAUAGUAAUGUUAAGAAAAGUAGAAAGCGCGUUGCAAGAGUUGAAGAGUGGCUUAGUAAUAAAGCGAAAAAAUUACGAAAUACUGGCAAAUGUUACAUUUCCAGAUUUAAAACCAAGAAAAUUAUACCUGCACGUUCUUUGAAACCACCUUGUGUCGAUAAAUGCAAAAUGCAAUGUUCUACUAAAAUUGACGAGGACUGCAGGAAGAAGAUUUUUGCUAAAUAUUGGGGAUUAGGAGAUAUUACCCUUCAAAGAAACUUUAUUAACUCCUCUACCAAAGCUAUAGUGCCCGCAUUCCGUUUUUCGGGAAAAGAAAAACCUCGAGGUUAUAAUAAUGCUUACUAUUUUGACGUUGACAAUGAAAAGAUACGGGUUUGUAAGAAGUUUUUUAUGAAUACGUUAGAUGUAAAUGAUCGCGUUAUAAGAACAGUUUUUCAGAAAAGAGAUCUAGGUUUUAUUGACAUAGAAAAGAGAGGUAAACAUGGCAAUCAUAAAAAAGUCGAUGAAUCGAUUAAGCAAGCAGUCAGAGAUCACAUAAAUUCGAUUCCACGGAUUGAAAGCCAUUAUAUCAGGAAAGAUUCUAGCCGAGAAUAUAUCGACGGUGGUAAAUGUUUAGCAGACUUACAUGCAGACUAUAAAGCACAAUGUUUGGAGCAAGGAGUUAGUGCAGCACACUACGAAAUGUAUGCAAAAAUUUUUAAUUAUGAGUUUAAUAUAAGUUUUUUUACUCCUAAAAAGGACCGUUGUGAGUUGUGUGUAAGCUACGAAAAUGCAACUGGAUCUGCAAAAGAGGAACUACAGGAAAAGUACAUGUUACAUCAGGAAGAAAAGGAUUUAUCUAGAAUAGAAAAAGAGAGUGAUAAAAAUAAAGCGUGCAAUGAUUACGUCAUGCCUUUCCGACUAGCUAAGGUAGACAGUCAGCUUAAUGAACUGUGCUCUAUUCUUCGCGAGGCGAAACAGUACGGUGGCAUUCGCGAUUUCAGUUGA
This is a messenger RNA of Parnassius apollo (apollo), 1935 nucleotides long. Lineage: Eukaryota; Metazoa; Arthropoda; Insecta; Lepidoptera; Papilionidae. The record is from the annotation of a GenBank genome assembly.